This is a messenger RNA of Chelonus insularis, 2320 nucleotides long. RefSeq names its product hemicentin-2-like. Gene Ontology annotation, cellular component: cell-cell junction; plasma membrane. Gene Ontology annotation, molecular function: cell adhesion molecule binding. Bases 221 to 2305 code for a protein of 694 amino acids. Gene Ontology annotation, biological process: cell-cell adhesion. The record is from RefSeq and is a predicted model, not a curated record. The transcript has 6 exons. NCBI's taxonomy places the organism in Eukaryota, Metazoa, Arthropoda, Insecta, Hymenoptera, Braconidae.
AUAGCAUUCAUCAAUUCUUGGACAUAUUUUUCCAUAAAUUCCGCGAAAAAUUGAGUUAUCUAGUUCUAUAGAAACAAAUGGUUGAUUUAUCAAACGAAAUGCGACGAACUGAAGUGACUUGAGUGUUGAAAAAUACAUUGGAAUCUGUGUCAAUGACUUACAUUGAGUUACCUACUUAUUGUCCUAUGAUUGUUUCCGUAAUGUUUAAAUAAUACCAAUCAUGAGGACUAUACUAAUUGGAUCAAUUACCUUCUUAGGAAUUUUAAUGUUCAGUGAUAUAUGCUGUGGUGAACAAAGGUUUUUAGAUACUCCUCCUAGUUAUCAAGAAGUUGCAACAGGUGAUGAUGUACGGUUAGCAUGUAAAGUCCAAGACAAAAAAGGUCAAUGUAUUUGGCAGAAAGACCGUAAGCCCAUUGGAAUGUAUCCUGAUAAGUAUGAGUGGGCUAAUGGUCAAGGGAAUGAUAGGAAUGAUGCCGAUUGUACCCUUCUUAUCAGAAGAGCAUCUUUGGAUUUUGAUGAUGGUAUUUGGGAAUGCCAGGUAACACCUGGGGAUUUUACUAGACAGGAUGCUCUUACUUCAUUACCUUCUCGACUUCUUGUUAAAGUAAAACCAAGAAAACCUCGUUUGGAAUACGGUGGAGCAAUUUUGACAGGGGCUCUGACGUUAAGAGAAGGUCAAGAGGUCACCAUUUCCUGCGUUUCUCGAUAUGGAAAUCCUCCAGCACUUAUUAAAUGGUUUAUUGGAGGCGACGAGGUCGAACCACUCAGAGAACAAACCAAUGCCACUGAGGUUGAUAGUCCCAAGACCUGGGCAGCUCAUAGUCUUUUAAGAGUCCGAGGAGAUAGAGAAAAUCAUGGUUUACCGAUAAGAUGUCUCAGUUUACAUCCUUCAAGCCCUUUACCUGCUAUUGCUGAAUGUCGUCUUGAUAUUCAUUAUUCACCAGAGGUUCGUAUAGAAACCAGCCCUCGAGUUCUAACAUCAGCACUAGAAGAUUCUAGUAGCUUCUUAAGUCUAAAAUGUCUAGCUGAUGCUAAUCCACCAGCAAACAUACGAUGGUACAAAGAUUCAGUGGCUUUAGAAAGGUAUAAUUCAAUGGAUUCAUUGAGUCAAAACUUCACUCACAGAAAUGGAACAUUAAGUGGUUCAGAAAUACGAUUUGAACCUGUGAAGCAGCAAGAUGCAGGUCUUUAUUCAUGCAAGGGAAUUAAUGUUAUAGGAGAAAGUAUUCCAGCUAACUACCGAUUGGAUGUUCAAUUUGGCCCACGACUGAAAUCUACAAGUAAAAUCAAUGAAACAGCAGGAGAGUUUGAAUCAAUUGCUCUAUUAGCAGCAGAUGUGGAUCCUUUUGAAUGUAAUGAAUUUGAGGCUAAUCCUCCAGCACGAUAUCGAUGGAUUCACAUCAGAGGUGGUGUAUCACAUCCAGUUGAAAAUUUUAUUGGCGAAGAAACAGGAUCAAGGAAGCUUAAAUUAAAAAAUGUUGCUUGGGCUGAUGAAGGAGAGUAUCGUUGUGUAGCUUACAACGUCAUUAAUGGUGUACGGAGAGAGAUAACAUCUGAUUCAAAGUAUAUUCUACAUAUUUCUGGACCUCCAGAAAUUCAGACCAAGCCAGUUGAUGGUGAAGAUGACAAGAACUUUGGAGAAUCUGUAGGAUGGGUAGGGGAACCUGUUCAUAUGCUAAGAUCAAGAUUUUGUUCAAGACCUCCACCAAAGUUAGUUGCUUGGCAAUGGGGAAGUUCUCACAUUCGUGCAGGUGAAAGUAUUGAACCAAAAUAUGAUGCUUUACCUUUGGAGCCAAUAACAGAGAAUAAUGAGCGAACAAAUUGCUACUGGGCAAAAUUAGAAAUUCGUAAUUUACAAAAAGAAGACUCUAGAAUAUACAGUUUAUUAAUUGAAAGUGAAAAAGGUCGUGAUUCGACAAAUUUAAAAUUAAUUGUAAGAGAUCCAAUGGAGAUAAAAAUAAUCGCAAUAGCUGGAAGUAUUGGAAUAUUUUUAUUUUUGGUAGUAAUUGGAUUGGCUUCAUACUCACUUUUCAAAGCACGUCAUCGUCGGUACAGAAAAAAAUGUGGAGAAGAAGAGGAAGAUGGAAGUAUUGCAGCAGAUGCAUUUUAUUCCACUACCACUACAACGAAUCGCCAAAAAACUACACCAACUAGUAAAAUUUAUGUAAGAAAAACUCCUCAAGAAGGAGGCCUCGCAGUUAUGUAUGAUUAUAAUCAAAUUGUUAAAAAUUCUGGAACAUUAAGUCCUGAAGCAUUAAAAGUUAGAAGGGCUCCAGCUGUUCUUCAACCUCCUACAAUUGUAUAACAAACCAGUUAAAAA